Messenger RNA from Cuscuta europaea, 1003 nucleotides. The record is from the annotation of a GenBank genome assembly. Lineage: Eukaryota; Viridiplantae; Streptophyta; Magnoliopsida; Solanales; Convolvulaceae.
CCCACGGAGCUUUUCCCUCUUCAAAUCGCCCUGCUUUUUGCAGGGCAGCAUAUUAUCCAACCCCAAAUCCAAUUCCCACCGUUCGAUCUAUCGAUCUCAACGAUGAAGGAGGAAGAGAUUCCCCCGUCAACCACCCCCAUCGACGACGUUGAUUCCGCAAACGACACCGUUUGCUUUGAACUCGUCCCCCCGCCCACUCCCCCCAUCGUUGACAUCCCAAACGACGCCGCCUGCUUCGAACCCGCCGCCCCGCCCUCCCCAAUCGGCGGCGGGUUUAAAAAGAAAAAGCGCAGUAAAUCGUUCAGCCUCCUCAAGGCGGCGCUCAACAUCUUCCAGGAGAAGCCGCCGUCCCCGGCGAACGAGAAGAGCAAGUCUCUGUCCAAAAAGAAGAGCGGCGACUGGAAGGCGGUGGUGGGGUCAAUGCGGCCGUUGACCCUGCAGGACAAAUCCCCGACGCCGUCCAUGUCGCCGUCGUGUUCGUACGAGAAUCUGUCCAUUAUGAGCUCUCCAUCGCCGUCGCCGUCGCACGUGUCAUGCGCGAGCGGCACAAUGAGCCGGUACGCCUCCGCGGGCAAUCUACAGGAGCUGGACCCCUGCUCCGAUCCCGACGAGGUGUUCGACGAUUUCGCCGGCGACGAGAUGAUAGACGUCAAGGCGGAGGAAUUCAUCCAACGAUUCUACCAACAAAUGAAGCUCCAACAACGUCAACAUCAUCAUCAUCACCGCUACCACCAUCCUCAUAUGUAAACAAAAAAGCACUGAUUCAUCAUCGUAAAUGUUAAUUAAUUAUAAUUACUACACUAAGUAAUUUAAUUAAUUAAUUAACUUAUAACUUAUCAGCUCAUUAGGCCAGUCUCCAAUUAACCAGCGGCAUAUACAGCUGCAUUGGACAUUCGCCCGUGUUAUUUCCUCCCGAAAAGGUUCGUCAAAUUUAUAAGGAAAAAUCAAAACGACGAACCUUUUCGGAACUGAUAUGAUUUAUCAUCUGAAUGUUCGGUAUUUC